AUGGCGUCUUCACUCGAUCGCGAGAUUGCUGAAUUGAUCGAGUCGCUUGACGAAGACUCACAAACUACUACUGUUCAUAGACUCCGCUCCAAAUCGAGCCCAGAACUUGUGCGUAUUGCUCAGACGGAGGUGCAAGCCUUGUCUCGCUGGUUAGGCGACAUCAAGGCACUGCAGUCAUCUUCAUUCAUUGCCCAAGGUUCUCGUCCUACGUCAUGGAAAUACGUCGAUCAUCAAGACGAGCUUCUUUGCAUAUGGGGGCUUGAACUGUACGAAGGCGCCGUAGGAGUUGCCGCCAUCUUGGAUGUACCUGUGCAAACUAUCGGGUGGAAGACGGUAUCUCGAUUGCCUUCCGCCCAAUCGGCUUAUAGGCAGGACAAAGGCAAGGAAGACUCUCAUACAAGUAACGUGGACAUUGCCGAUAUCGAGGCCGAUGAUGGGUCCGUUGAUGAUUCCCAUCACAACGGCACCUUGGGUCGAUUUGAGCCUCUGUAUGGCCAAUGGUAUUGUUGAUGGAGAGGUCAACCUGCCUGUCGAGUUGAAGUUUCUUCUGGUUUCUACACGACUGAUUACUAUCAAUUCUAUGAAUGUGGCGAAACCUCGCAUUGGUUUCCAGAGAUGAAUUUAGUGAAUAGUCAGAAAAGAAUCCCAGCUUAUUAGAAACGAAUUUUCCGCGUCUUUCGAAGAAACGCAUAUACCUUUGCCGUGCCCCCGUCGAUCCGGGUCUCCAUAGCGUCAUAACAUCCAUAUGUACUUUCAGCUACAAUCAGGCCAACGAGACCAGUGCAAAUUCACCCCAUCAAUCGAAAAUGGAAUUCUGCGGUUGUGCGAUAAUAG
Molecule: messenger RNA, 834 nt
Organism: Colletotrichum godetiae
Lineage: Eukaryota; Fungi; Ascomycota; Sordariomycetes; Glomerellales; Glomerellaceae
Exons: 2
Coding region: 1-510 (169 amino acids)
Source: RefSeq, a predicted model, not a curated record